Dunckerocampus dactyliophorus (ringed pipefish) is the source of this 1847-nucleotide messenger RNA. Its product is annotated as caspase-8-like. Gene Ontology annotation, molecular function: cysteine-type endopeptidase activity. The coding region runs from base 155 to 1294 and encodes 379 amino acids. Lineage: Eukaryota; Metazoa; Chordata; Actinopteri; Syngnathiformes; Syngnathidae. The record is from RefSeq and is a predicted model, not a curated record. The transcript has 6 exons. Gene Ontology annotation, biological process: negative regulation of extrinsic apoptotic signaling pathway via death domain receptors; proteolysis.
ACUACACCACCAAGGAUGGGUUUACGCCCUAAGGGGCGGGGAUCAGAUAUUAUGUGUUUCAGAAUUCACUACGGCAAUUUGCUUUACUUCUUUGUAGCUCACUUCAAACAAGUGCACCUUCAUUUCCGUGCGUUUAGAAAGUGAAAGAUCCAGCAUGUCAGCCAAAGACACGGUGCAACACAACAAAAUAUCCAUCCUCACGGCGUUGUGCGGCGACUACCGGUUGAUCCUCAACAAAGUUCAUGCGAACGACCUGGUGACCGCCCGAGAGUACAACAACCUCAAAAGUAUCUGCAAAGAGGACGUAGAGGGCCAUGUGGUGGAACUUGUGGAUAAAAUCCUAAACAAGGGAGAGGACACCUGCCGUGCUUUCCUGAGUCUCCUGCAAACAGACGAAGACGUUAAGGCCACUUUCCCACAGCUGAGGAACUUAACACUGAUCGGCAGCCACCCACCGCACAAGCCCGCUCAAGCAUCGUGUUCAGAUGGAGAGGAGAAGGAUGAGCAGUACCAAAUAACACACUGUCCCGUUGGCAUCUGUUUGAUAAUAAACAACGUGGAUUUCUUUGACGGCACCACAAGAAGUGGAUCCGACAGAGAUGCAAAUUGUUUGGCCGAGGUGUUCGGCUGGCUUGGGUUCCGAGUGCUGAUGUGUAAAAACCAAACAAAGCAACAGAUGGAAGACACGCUGGAGAUCUUUAGUUCUCUGAGCGACGCUGCAAAGCUGCAGGAUUUGAACGCCAAGGAGUUCUGCGGCAGUGGAUUCACUGAUCUUCGGGACGCCCCUGAACAUGGCGACGUCUUUGUUUGCUGUGUUCUCAGUCACGGGGCAAAGGGCGUCGUCCUUGGGGUUGAUUUCCAAAGUGUCCCCAUUAAACAAAUGACUAGAACUUUCAAGGCAAGUGACCAGUCACCCCUCACUGGCAGGCCCAAAGUGUUCGUGAUCCAGGCUUGCCAGGGCGUUCUCAUGCAACGUGGCGUGUUGUUACCUGAACUUCAGACGGAUGAUUGCCUUUUCAUUCCCGAGGAAGCUGAUAUCCUCAUUGCCGUGGCAACUGUUGAGGAUUGCAAAGCAAUGAGGCACAAAAAACAUGGCAGCUGGUUCAUCCAGUCUGUGUGUAAGCACCUGAAGGAGGGCUGUCCCAGGGGUGAAGACAUGGUCGCCAUCCUCCACCAUGUGAAUGACGAAGUAAGCCAGCAAGAGGCCUCCCGAGUAGCUGGUGAAAAGAAGCAAAUGCCGGAGGUUCGAUUCACCCUGAGGAAGAAACUUGUGUUGUCACCGCAGCACAUCUGAAAUUCAGUCAGCCAAAGUCACGUAAUUACAUAAUACCAAAUCUUACCAAAGUAAGAGAAGUUAAGUCAGGGCAUGCGUGUACUCAAUUCUCCUAUCUGUCUUUUACAUCAUCCGCUAUCUGUAUUUUUAGAAUUACAACAAAUCCAAGUUUUUUUAUACUUGAUAUUGAACAUAUAUAUAUACAUAUAGUGGAACCUCUGUUAGCAUGUUUUUAGGUUAAUGUUGAAAAAGUACGCAAUUUUCUUGUUAGCGUCUUGUUCUGUUGUUAAUACACUGCUGGAGCCCAACUGUCUUCCUCAUGUAUUCUUAUCACAAAACAUCCUUCUUUGUUAGCGUCCACAAAAUGGCAUCCAGAAGCCGUCGAUGAUGUCAUCAGAGGUUGACUCUCAAAAAUGUUAACACAAAACACUUUUUUAUAGUUUGACAUGAAUAAAACGCUUUGAAAUGCAUAUAAAUGAGGAAUGAAAGGGUUUUCUCCAGGUACUCCGGUUUCCUCCCACAUUCCAAAAACAUGCAUGUUCGGUUAAUUGGAGACUCCAAAUUGUCCAUAGGU